This is a messenger RNA of Daphnia pulicaria, 3850 nucleotides long. Its product is annotated as protein timeless-like. The transcript has 9 exons. Gene Ontology annotation, biological process: replication fork arrest; DNA repair; DNA replication checkpoint signaling. The record is from RefSeq and is a predicted model, not a curated record. Lineage: Eukaryota; Metazoa; Arthropoda; Branchiopoda; Diplostraca; Daphniidae. Gene Ontology annotation, molecular function: DNA binding. Bases 1171 to 3432 code for a protein of 753 amino acids. Gene Ontology annotation, cellular component: replication fork protection complex.
UUACUAAUUGGGUUAUUUCUUAUUUAAAAUUUAUACCACGGUAAGAAGUGCAAAUGUUUGUGUCCUUCUUGACGUACGAUUGAGUUGUGUAAUUUGAUUUACCGAAAGAAGACGCUCUCCCCCCCCCCCCCCCCUACAAAAUCGGAUGCCGGAUCCAUCGAGUUAGAUGAAAAUCAAAGCAGCAAGUCUUUACUUUUGACUUCUUCACAAAUCUUCUGUAUUAUAGUUCUUCCGUUCUUACCUUAUGGGAUAGUUUAACAUAAUAUUUAACUGAUUCUCGCAACAACAACACGAAUCUGCAUUAAGCGCUGAAGCUAUUAUCGUUAUUAUUUAUAUGUAAUAAUUCUUUGCGGACUUAAAGUUGAACUUGCGGACACUGUGCUGAGAACGCGAUUUAGAAGUUCCAUUAAUUAACUUCUUAAUUCUUAUUUACAAUUAUGUGCGUGCAUUUCGACUUUUACGUAAACUGUAAACGGCGGGUGUUAUACAGCUAAAAAGGAAUUCCACUUGUUGGCCAUAGCCGGUUUAAUCAGUCAGUCUAAUCAAGGCCCAGUGCGUGCGUGUACCCAGGACGGACGGUCACGAAUCUGGUGUCCGAGACCCCACUGUAAACACCUUUUCUUUUAUUGUAUAAUUUUAAGAAUUCUGUUAAUCACUUGACAGAAUCCGUUAACAAAAUCGCAUUAAGUAUUGAACUAUAAAGUUGUAAAAGAGGAUGUAGGAACUUUCAUCCCUUCACUGGUGGAGGCCCAGGCCCACCUUAGGUUCUCAGCCAAAAAAUUCAAUUUUGAUCGAGAAAUUAAAACGGAAAAGGGAAAUGAUGAACGAAUAGCGCUCGCUUCGUAUAAUCUAGUCACGACAGUGCUAUCGGUUGCUUUUAACUAUAUUUGCUAGCGUUCAAAUGCGAUUAAAGUAGUAAGUAUCCGCUGCAAGCUUGGAAAGAAUUUGAUAAUUUCAUCAAAACAUGUGUAGUCAUUUUCACUGUAUAACUUUUUUUCGCGUGACGUAUGGUCAGCGAAUAAAAUGCAACACAUCCAGUAUCACAGCAUCACUCUUCUCUUUGAGACAGCGCUGAAUUCAGCUUCAAAGUUUCCCAACGCUCAGUUGUGAAAACUGAAGAGUCGUAAGUUCCGAAAAUUUUAUAUUUGUUUCUCAUCCUUUUUUUUCAACAUGGAUUGGAUGUCUUCAAAUGGAGGCGCUCCAUCUUCCGUCCUCAUUCCGUUGGGGACAUAUUACAAACGCCAUUAUUACACUAACGACCAAUGCUCGACCAACCUCGAAGUUCUCGUAACGCAAUUGCAAUCUGAUGAUCCGAAAAAUCAUUCACGUCGACUUGGUCUUGGCUUCGUCGACAUUAUCAACAAGGACCUGAAGCCUAUGCUGAUUGGUUGCUGUAAGGAAGAGCCCGCAAUUUUUCGUUUAGCAGUCAAGUUGCUGGUUGGCAUAACUACGCCCAUUCGGUGCCUCACUUUCAUAGAAACAUCCGGUCAAAGAAUCCACGCAUCGGAUAUUAUCUGCCAAUUGAGACAACUUCUUUACAGGGCUAAAGAAUCUUUCCUCGACGCCAGGAGCACUGGAGCUGUUAUCGCUCAUGUCGAGAGUCUGUUGGAGCAUCCACCGUUAACGCCGGAAGAAACCGAGUCUGUAAAUUUAUGCUUGGCAUUGCUUCGUAACAUUCUGCACAUUCCGGAGCGACCCUCGGUACGCCCUCCGCACAUGUUGCUGUCAUCUCCUCGGAGUGUCAUUGAUCACACGUCGGACAACUCGCAGCAAAAUCAAAUCAUGUGUAACCUCCUUUCACAAGGAUUGGGUCCGCUUCUCCUGAAAUUAUUGGACUGCCCACAGAGGGAAGAAUGGGUGGGGACAAUCACACAGGUGAUCGCUGUCCUUUUUAAAUGUCGAUCUGCCGAAACUAUACGUACCCGAUUAUGCACCGGCCGCACUGUGAUGGAUAACGUUAUCUCUGUAUUAUUCGAGGAAGACGACGACGACGCUGUUUCCAAGCGUCUAGAAAUAUUUGUCAUGGAUUUUAUGCCAAUAGGUUACAACACACUUGUAGGCACCUUACAUGACCAGUUGCUUACACACGACUUGCCUAUUGAUGAAGCCCAAUUUUUCUGGCUUAUCACCUAUUUUGGUGGUUUCGCACCACUUCUGAAAUUGGACAUAAAUCACGUCAAAGAUGUGUUGAAUAUUGAAAUCCUUUCUUACUUGACAUGGGGAGUCAUUCGUGAAACAGAAAUUUUGGACAAAAAUCAUUUCCGUGAAGUGAACCUCGAAUCCUCUGUCCGGCGAUUGCAUCGAGGUGUCACGGCCAUCCGACAAUUUUUGCAGGUCAUGGAGAUGUAUUCCAAAGCUGUCUGUUGGACAUGUCAGCAGGCUGAAAGCGAUGAUUCGCAAGGUUCUGAAACGUACAUUCGUCAGCUUCACAGUUUCUUGCCAGUAAUUAAGGAUCUUCACCAAGCUUUUUUAGUACUCUUGCGGCAAUAUAAUCCUACAGUUCAGGAUGGACAGUACCUUCGCGAUGUAAUCGCAACAAAUCACUUUCUAUUGGUUACCCUUGAGCGAGCCGCUGGGGUUCCGGCAUACGGUGGGAGUACUGUUGAUUUAAAAGAACAUCUGAAACAAUUCUGCACUCCCACGAUCGUGGCUAAAUACGGAAUUGCUCUUAGUGAUUUUAGAACCAAUGACAUUGUCGUUAAUCAUUCCAUUUUUCAGUUUUUGCAUCAUGUCAAUGGUGAUCUCGGUAGAAUUGACCAUUUGUUAGACCCAGUUAUUGUGCGUCCAUUCGUCCAAAUAUGUGAGGAACAAUUUAAAGUUUGCGAAACUUGGCAUGGCAUGAUUCAACGUGUGGUGCAGACGUUUAUACGUGAUCAAUUGAUUCGCCGUCAUCAGAGGUCGGCCGCAAUGAGUAGAUUGUCAGAGUCAGACCAAGUGAACCCAUCAUCAUCAGCGGAGUCUCAUCAUGUCGCUAGUAAUCCCUAUCCCGUCUUUCGUCUACCACGAACAAAUAUUGAAACACUCCUCGUUCAACUGAGAAAUUCAGGAUUCCAGAGGCAGCUGGACUGGAUUCAAUAUUCCUUAUUAACGACUUGCUCAGCUCAACUGGGUACAUAUGAUGGCCGGAAUUUCUGUAAUCCAAUUGCUUGUCUCAGUAUCAAAAAGAAAAUGUCUUGCCCAAUAGUUCCGUGGACCGAAGAUAAGGUAUCCGCUCUCCGCUCUGAAAUUUUCGUUUGUCUUUUACAGCAACUAGGUCUUCUGCCGUCUGUCUUUCGUGACCCGAGGUUUUAUCCUUGCAUUCCUUACAAUUGGUCUCCAAUCACUGUGUUUAGAAAAGCUCUCAUUUUCAGUCCCAUUGAGCAAAAUAUGGUGGAUUUUGAUCUUUCCCUCGUCAUCAACACAACUGAGCAAAGCAAUCCCUGCCCAACUUGAUGUUAUCUACAAUACGUUCCCAAUUGAAGUAAAAAUUUCGCGUUAAGGCGAAAGUUAUUAUUGAUUACAUGUAAUAAUAUACCGAUAGACGAUAUAUUUGCGAAAGAAGCAAAACUUAGUGGCGAUUAUAUGGUUGUAGACAUAGUAGUCUUAUUUCCGUCAGAUUACAUAGCUGGGAACAGAGUACUAAGAAUACUAAUAAGUUCAUCGUAUAACUUAAUGCGCGUUAAAAUCUUAUCUUGUAUCUGUAACUGUGUUAUGGCUGUUAUUGCGCUUCCAUAUGGCAGGAAUGACUAUAAAUUACCUAUAAAUGUUUUAUGUAUAGUGAUGCCACUACCUAUCCAUUUGUUGUUUGAUCACUUACGUCAGUUGCCAAAUAGUCGAAAUAUAAAUACCGGAAAAAUAGUAAAUGGUGCUU